UCUCUCUGCCGUCGUCCGACCGCCAACAUGCUCUUCCUGCUGCUGCUGCUCCUGGUGGGGGCCUGUGUCUCAGCCGACGUCUCUGCCGACCAUUACGUGCUGGCCACCAGGUGGCCCCAGACGGUGUGCGAGAUGUACCACGGCCCAUGUAACAUCCCCGCUAACGUGUCCGCCUUCACCGUACACGGCCUCUGGCCGGAUAACUACGCGGGCAAGGAUCCGGCGUACUGUUCGGGCGCCGGCCUGAACAUGACGCAACUGCAGCCGAUCCUGCCGUCACUGCUGCAACUCUGGCCUAACUUCUACGCCGACUCCACCUCCGAGAGCUUUUGGAAGCACGAAUGGGACAAGCACGGCAAAUGCGCCGUGGACACGGGCGACUUCCCCGACGAGGAGAGCUACUUCUCUGCCGCCCUCUCCAAGGUCAUUCGUUACAACGGCUUCCAGAUCUUGGCGUCGUUCGGCAUCGGACCCAGCCAGGAGCCGCAGAAGCUGAACACCAUCCUGCAGGCGCUCAACGAGACGCUCUACUACCGCUUCAUUCUCAGCUGCCAGCAUCAGUCCGAUCCGGACAGGUUCCUGCUCUCGCAGCUGGAAGUGUGCUUCGACAAGAGCAUGGACCCGAUCGACUGCUACAUCGACGACGACCACAGUUACUACCACGUCAACGGCUGCAGCAAGCACGCCGAUGUCUAUUACCUACCGCUGCAGCACUGAUCUCCCCAUCACAGCGCAAAAGGAGGCAUUGUGCAUUUUAUUGAUACCAGUGAGACAUAAUGGACGCAAAACGACAUCUUUUAUUCCUCCGCUUUUACAUGCCCUCGAUGGUGUCUGUGAAUGGACAACCAAAGCUUCCGCCUGUUGUCCUUGAGCAGAGCUUCCGGCGCGCGCAGCAAUGUCGUGCUACGGCCGUUUUCAUGCAUGUUGGGGAAAAAAUACAUCGCAUGUUGAACA
This is a messenger RNA of Pollicipes pollicipes, 954 nucleotides long. Its product is annotated as ribonuclease Oy. Gene Ontology annotation, cellular component: extracellular region. NCBI's taxonomy places the organism in Eukaryota, Metazoa, Arthropoda, Thecostraca, Pollicipedomorpha, Pollicipedidae. Gene Ontology annotation, molecular function: ribonuclease T2 activity; RNA binding. The record is from RefSeq and is a predicted model, not a curated record. The transcript is spliced from 6 exons. The coding region runs from base 28 to 717 and encodes 229 amino acids. Gene Ontology annotation, biological process: RNA catabolic process.